Messenger RNA from Callorhinchus milii (elephant shark), 1126 nucleotides. Its product is annotated as centromere protein P. The coding region runs from base 98 to 952 and encodes 284 amino acids. The record is from RefSeq and is a predicted model, not a curated record. The transcript is spliced from 9 exons. NCBI's taxonomy places the organism in Eukaryota, Metazoa, Chordata, Chondrichthyes, Chimaeriformes, Callorhinchidae. Gene Ontology annotation, biological process: CENP-A containing chromatin assembly. Gene Ontology annotation, cellular component: nucleus; chromosome, centromeric region.
CGCGCACCGGCAGUUGGGCGCGUCACGUGGUGCGGGACCCGCGCUUUUCAAACAGCCAUCAACAGCCGCCGUCACCCGGCAAAAUUGAUCAAGGAGCAUGUUUCAGGCUUAUGAAGAUGAGAUCCAUUCACUGGAGGAAGAGAUCAAAAUGUUGGAAGAACAGUCCCAAGACAGUCAGCAAGAUAACGUUCUUAAUUCUGGAGAGAAUCUUAAAACUGCGGAAUUGCAUAGAGAAAAUCUCACCUCACUGAAUCCAGAAUUAUGGAAAUGCUCCAGCACCGAUGUAGAAAACCAGAUUAAGGAGACUGAGUGUCAGAUUGCCUUUCUGAGCCAACUAACUGGCAUUUGUUUCAGUAAAUAUGACAUGCAAACAGUGGAGAAAGAUAACAACAAAGUCAUGCAAUGCAGACUAUUUGGGAACAGUCGAAGCGUGCAUUUUGAGCUUGAAUUUGAAAUGAUGGAAAAUAAGAUUGAAGGAAAUGUUGCAGCUAUAAUUACAGAACUGAACAUUAUUUUGGAAUCCAAUGAAUUCUAUGAUUUGAGCAGAUUUAUAUCCAGAGCUGAAGAACAGAAGAGCCUUUUACUAUUUUUCAGAACACUCUCAGUUUUUACAAAAUGGUACGAUUGUCGUCAGAGCACUUUUCGGCAUUUCAAGGACAAAUACCCCGAGACAGUGAGGCUCCCAGAGAGAGGGAGUGGGGAAUGUCUGGUGCUGCAGUGCCCCAGCCUCACUGGAUUUGAGCUGAGGAUUUUCUGGAAAAUACUUGUGAGUGACGAUGGGCUGGUUACCCCAGUCCUAGAUCUUUUGACUAAAAUACCAGAACAGGCACUUAAUCUCGACGUGAACAAAGUUGUGGAAAAUGCAGGUAGUAGCUUCAGAACACUCCUGCGCCUGUUUGGGAUUGAGGGUGCAAUCGAGAGCCUGAUUAAAGCAUUGUGUACAAAAGACUGACUGUAUUCAUGCUGUACUCAGCAAUGGGAACAUGACCAUUCUCACAAUAACAAAUGACUUGUUUUUCCUUUGAAUUGUGUAAAUAUAUAACCAACCUAAGCCAUUCAAUUUGCAGUCUUUGUGAUGCACAAAGACAUUUCAAAAUAUUGCUUCUGUACAUCAGGAGCCACUGGG